UCCGAGAGAGGAAGCAGGACGGAGCACAAGCGGGCCGCGUGUUCCCCAGAAGUCUGGGCCACUUUCCUUUCGGUGCUGGCGUCUUUUUUUACUCCUUUGUUUGUCGGCGUCUUCUUUCCUCGUGCACCCCGAGUCUGGGGGCGAUACCCUCUCCUUCCCACGCAUCUCCCUCUCCACUCAGGCGAAGGCCCCCCAUCGUCCGCCGACUCUCGUGCCAAGCAGCCACGGCCACGCAGCGUAUUCGAGUCUUCCUGCCGUCAUCUGCAGCUAGUCUCGUAGGACCGGCAAGAAACGUCGCAAGCCCACAGAGUAUUUUUGAGUUCGUCGAUUCCAUCGAGCAAGGCCGACGACUCUGGAGCUAUUCAACGUACGCCAGUCUUCAAGACAUCAUCCACGUAUGGUUCCAAAACAUCCGUAAUAAGCGCGCUGCCACUCCACAGUGCAUUUUUGCGUUUUUCGGUUUUAUCCGACGAAGUCGCAGUCACAGAGCGUACGCGAGUCUUGCAGACGUCAUCUUGUACCAAAAUACCAAAGACACAGCUAAUCACCAGCGGUGUUUUUUUUGUUUGUUUUUUAUUUCUUUAGUUUUAAGGGAGGAAGCAGCCAACUGUGGAGCUACGCAGCGCACGCAAGUCUUCCGGAAGUCGUCUGCCACUCCAAAAACAUCAGCAAGAAGCGUUGCAAUUCCAGACUGCCUUUUUGAGUUCUUCGGUUUCUUUUCUGACGAAGCCGACGACUCGUCAUUCACGCAGCAUACGCGACUUAUCCAGACGUUAUCAGUCGCUGAUCGCGAAAAAUCCGGAAGACGCGUCGCAGCUCCCCCAGUGUAUUUUUGCGGUCCUUCCUCGGUCCCAUAGCGACCCAACGCUGCGACCCUGGAACCUCGCUGGAGCCCGGGCUAUGGCGGCGCGGCGUCGCUCUCGCGCCCGAUGCCUUCGCUGCCGCGGCGCUCGGCGUCCUCCGGCGCCGCAGACGUGCCCGCGGCCAGACUCAACUACCGCUACGCCGGACUGGAGCGCUUCUCCGGCCGGCCCCGCGUCUACGAGAACCCGCCGGCAGACGCGCCGCCGCCGUUGCCCGAGCGACAAGCCCCGCUGACUCCGCCCUCCUCCCAGCUGUCUUUCAAGAGAGAGAUGUUCUUCCGUGAGAGCCCCGUUGCGUCGAGCACGGUCGGAGUUCCAACGACUGUAGCUGCGGCAACGCUGGGCGCGGGCCUCGCUUCGCCAUCUGCACCCAAGGAGGAAGGCACUUCCCCCUACGCCACCAAUGGGUGCAGGCAAGCCGAGGGCUGCGUUGGCUUCGCCAGCCUGCCCAACCAGGUGUACCGGAAAGCCGUCAAGAAGGGCUUCGAGUUCACCCUCAUGGUGGUCGGGGAAUCCGGACUGGGCAAGUCGACGCUGCUCAAUUCUAUGUUCCUGACGGACGUUUACUCGAACGAAUACCCGGGUCCCUCGCAGCGGGUCAAGAAGACGGUGCAGGUGGAGACAACGCGCGUGGUGUUGCGCGAAAGCAGCGUGCACCUCUGUCUGACGGUGGUGGACACCCCGGGUUUCGGGGAUGCCGUGGACAACAGCCAGUGCUGGCAGCCCGUCGCGGACUACGUCGAAGCCCAGUUCGCCGCCUACCUGGACGCCGAGUCGCGUGUGCACCGCUCAGCGCUCUCCGACGGCCGAGUCCACUGUUGCCUCUACUUCAUCGCACCCUCGGGCCACGGGCUGAAGCCCCUGGACAUAGAGUUUAUGAAACGUCUGCACGACAAGGUGAACAUCAUUCCCGUGGUUGCCAAGGCGGACACCAUGACACCCGAGGAGUGCAGCCUCUUUAAGAGGACCAUUCUGAACGAGGUGACGCAGCACAAGAUCCGGCUCUACGAGUUUCCCGACUGCGAGGACGAGGAAGAGAACAAGCGCCAGAAGCCCCUCAGGGAGAGGGUGCCUUUUGCGGUGGUGGGCAGCAAUACCGUGGUGGAAGUGAACGGCAAGCGAGUGCGCGGUCGCAAGUACCCCUGGGGCGUCGCUGAGGUUGAAAACAUGGAGCACUGUGACUACCUUGCCCUGCGCAACAUGCUGAUCAGGACGCAUAUGCAGGACCUCAAAGACAUCACCAACAAUGUACAUUACGAGAACUAUCGGUGCCGUAACCUGGGUGGCAUGGGUGGCGCGGCGGAAUCCGGCAGGUCCAACAAGAACCCCUUGGCCCAGAUAGAAGAGGAGAAGAAGGAGCAUGAGGCCAAGAUGCAGCGCAUGGAAAAAGAGAUGGAGCAAGUCUUUGAGAUGAAGGUCCGCGAGAAGAUGCACAAGCUCAGGGAGUCCGAAUCAGACCUUCAACGAAGGCACGAGCAGAUGAAAAAGAGCCUCGAGCAGCAGAAGCUGGAACUGGAGGAGAAGAGGCGGAACUUCGAGAGGGAGAAGGCAGCCUUCGACCUGAGCUACCGUGACAUGGACGACGUCUUCCGCAAACUGGCGAUGGACAGCAACAAUAGAGAACAACUGGAAGGGAAAGAAAAGCGCAAGGAAAAAAGGAAGGGACUCUUUUAAAGAGUAAAGAUUGUUCCAAGUGGGGCUGCUGCCGUAUCUGCAGCUGGAGGACUGUACUAGACACUACCCAGGCAGAUCACCGUGGAACAUCCUCCCGCUUGCGUCUUUUGUCCUAAAGCGCUGUAUACGUAUAUGGUGCCAGGAACGCCUCUCCGACUGGUGUAUCUCCGCGUACUAAAACGUGGCUUCUCAAUUUUCAAACUAUGACGUCAAUGAAGUAUCAUGUUUUCACCGGCCGCGAUCUUGGCGAUGUCAAGGCAGCUGCGGUGAAUGCGACAGGCGCCUGUCCUGCCGCAGGUUGCUCGACGGACCACGCAAGGUUCGGCAGUAAGGAGUCGGAACGCCGCGACGACAGCGACACUUGCAUUUACUCAUACUUUUUGCCGGGACUUCUGUAGCACCAACCGCAAGGAUCGCGUCAGCCGACAGCAUGAUACCACGCUUCUGUGUCGUCAUUUGUUGUCACUUGGAGAAUAUUGUUUGAUCUAUGAGCAGGAUAGGUCGGUAAAUACGAUAUUCGAAGACAGGCUGCAGUCACCGCAGUAUAGCCAAUCAAGAUGCGUAUUAUCAGUACCCUCAACAUCCAUAUUGUGCUCGAUUUCAGGGAGGCAGAAAAAGAGAGAGAAAGUAAGAUGGGCACAAUAUUUCCAUGGGUAACCAGAGAAGCACAGAGGGACCCUUCUUUAUCCAAUUCAGGAUGAAGAAGGGUCCUUUGUUUACUAUGUACUGUCAUUGCCUGAACAAUGGUAUCUUCUAUAAUGGUGCCAGUAAUCAGUCGUUUUUGUUUCCUUCUGGUCGCCUCAGCCUUCUCAUAUAUGGGAGGCAAGAUUUUACACUUCCGUCAUUUGCUACUACCAAAGAAUCAUGAGGGUGCUGCAAUGGUCACAAAGUUGUCAUACAUAUGUUGCUACCGGAGACCUUUGUUUUUUAUUGUAUAUUGUCCCUUGGCCCGUCUUCUGGUUAUCUCAGUUCGACUAACUUGACCUUCACGUUGGAAUUAACGGCCAUGCCAAACAACAUUCCUAUACGUGCUUAUAGCAGCAUUCCGCCAAAGUGUUUUUUUACAAACGUGGUAGUGAUGUUUAACGCCAGUCUAAAAGGACUGAGAAAACACUGCAUUGCUAAAAAAAAAAAAAAAGGUGCAAAAAUACGGAAUGAAUAAUUUUGCUCACCAGGCCAAAGAAUACUGAUUUUAUUAUUUUGUACUUGGCCUUAUAAUUAUGAACAGACUUGGAUCUUGCGCUGUUUAGAUACCGUGGCUCAACCCAACACUCAAAUAAAAAA
Messenger RNA from Ixodes scapularis (black-legged tick), 3821 nucleotides. RefSeq names its product septin-7. Gene Ontology annotation, biological process: cytoskeleton-dependent cytokinesis; cilium assembly. Gene Ontology annotation, molecular function: molecular adaptor activity; GTP binding; GTPase activity. Gene Ontology annotation, cellular component: septin complex; cell division site; septin ring. The record is from RefSeq and is a predicted model, not a curated record. The transcript has 11 exons. NCBI's taxonomy places the organism in Eukaryota, Metazoa, Arthropoda, Arachnida, Ixodida, Ixodidae. The coding region runs from base 930 to 2537 and encodes 535 amino acids.